This is a messenger RNA of Epinephelus lanceolatus (giant grouper), 4617 nucleotides long. RefSeq names its product parvin, beta (gene parvb). The record is from RefSeq and is a predicted model, not a curated record. Gene Ontology annotation, molecular function: actin binding. Lineage: Eukaryota; Metazoa; Chordata; Actinopteri; Perciformes; Serranidae. Gene Ontology annotation, biological process: establishment or maintenance of cell polarity regulating cell shape; substrate adhesion-dependent cell spreading; actin cytoskeleton organization. Gene Ontology annotation, cellular component: lamellipodium; focal adhesion; actin cytoskeleton.
AUGUGAGUCAUUGCUCUGUUGAUGCCGGACCAGCGCUUCUUCCUUCAGUCUGCCGUCUGCCUGUGAAUUCAGUCUGUUCUCUGUGAUUGGAUCUCACACCGGUGCCGUGAAUGCAGCACGAGGAGGAGGAGGGACAUUAUUAACAGACACAAGAGAGGCAAAGAAACACAACACACAGAGAGAUGUCUGGGACCGCGAACACAUCUGCGACCCUGCAGCCCGCAAAGAUGAAAAAGGACGAAUCUUUCCUCGGGAAAUUAGGAGGAACCUUGGUGCGGAAGAAAAAGUCUAAAGAAGUGAGUGAUCUUCAGGAGGAGGGGAAGAAUGCCAUCAACGCUCCCAUGCUUCCCACAGGGACAGACAUCCACCCAGAGGACACACUGCUGGAGGAAAAUGCUGAGAGGAUCAUGUUAGACCCGACUUCACGGGAAAAUCUUAAAUUUAAAGAUCUUCUGAAGGUCCUGAUUGACUGGAUCAACAGUGAGUUGGAGGAAGACAGGAUCAUAGUCAAAGACCUGGAGGAGGACUGUUACGAUGGACAAGUGCUCCAGAAGUUAUUUGAGAAGCUGUCAGGCAGGAAGCUGAACGUGGCCGAGGUGACUCAGUCAGAGAUCGGCCAAAAGCAAAAGCUUCAGACGGUUUUGGAGGCCGUCAACGAACUGCUGAGGCCUCACGGCUGGACCAUUGAGUGGAGUGUGGACUCUAUUCAUUCAAAGAACCUGGUGGCCAUCGUCUACCUGCUGGUGGCUCUCGCGAUGCACUUCCAGGCCCCCAUCAGGCUGCCUGAGCAUGUUUCUGUGCAGGUGGUGGUCGUCAAGAAACGAGAGGGAAUCCUGCAGACUGCUCUUGUGACCAAGGAGCUGACGAGCACCACAGAAAUGAUGAUGGGACGGUUCGAGAGGGACGCGUUUGACACUUUAUUGGAUCACGCACCUGACAAGCUCAACGUGGUGAAAACGUCUCUCAUCACCUUCGUGAACAAACACCUGAACAAGCUGAACCUGGAAGUUACUGAGCUUGAAUCUCAGUUUGCUGAUGGUGUGUACCUGAUACUGUUGAUGGGGCUGCUAGAAGACUACUUUGUUCCUCUGUACAACUUCUUUCUCACCCCUGAGAGCUUUGAGCAGAAGGUCCAUAAUGUGGCGUUUGCCUUUGAGCUGAUGCAGGACGGAGGCCUGAAGAAACCGAAAGCCAGACCAGAAGAUGUUGUCAAUCUGAACCUCAAGUCCACCCUCAGAGUCCUCUACAACCUCUUCACCAACUACAAAAACUCUGAGUGAACUUUUCCAGUUUUACCCCCUGAUAUUACUGUUGAACACUGCCCCUGUGCCUGCGCUGAUAUUAUGCAUUACACACUGGACACUGGAGAAGACCAACUGGGACUGAAAGACAUCAUUAUGAGGGAUUUAAAAAGACCCAUGGGGAGAGGCCUGAAAAAAGGCUCUGAAUGUUAGUAUUUAAUCUUCCCCAAAUGUCAGUAUUUAUUUAUUCCUUUCUUGAAUGUUAAAUGUAACCCAGGAAACCCUGUGACCUUUAGCCUGCAUUUGAAUACACAGCCGUCACAGAAAAAUGAAUGAGGGCAGAAUGUUAAAACUGGAAAGCAUUUGUGUGUUUAACUCCCCACUGCAGAAUAUUUAAGAAAGUUUGAAAUGCUGUUAUAUAUUAUAGUAUCUAAAACUGAUUUGUGUAAAUAUUAAAAGAAUAGUUUUAGGAAGUACACAUAUUCGCUUUCUUGCCAAGAAUUCGAUGAGAAGAUUGAUACCACAGUCAUGGUUAUGUAUGCUAAAUAUUAAGCUAUAACGUUGGAACCAGCAGCCAAUUAGCUUAGCUUAGCAUUAAGACUUCAAAUGGGGAAAGUGCUAGUUUGGCUAAUAGACUGGGUGACAUCACGCAUUGGUUUGUGGACUCCUGUUUUGAAGCCAUUAACUUGACAUUUUGGCCGUCGCCAUCUGGAUUUCUUUGAAGCCACAAGUGACUAUGUUUACUUUAAACUGUAAUAAAAUGUAAAUGGACGAGUUAUAUAAAAAUUAACCCGCUGUACAGUUGUAAUGAAGAGAGAAAUUAGCUAUAGAGACCAAAACUUUUUUUUUUUUUUGUACCAGGCUGUAAACAUGUUUCUCCUGUUAAGUUAGGCAUUUUAAUAUGGGUGUCUAUGGAGACUGACUGCCUGCCUAAAGAGGUGAUUAAAAAAGCUGUGGCUUUCGGCGCUUUUAUGUUGCCUUCAUUUUUCAGCCCGAGGUAGCCGCUUGGUCUGGCCCUGAAGAUAACAAAAUCGGCCUACCAACACCUGCAAGGCUCAAACAUAACAUUAUGCUUUAGUCCAUUUAAGAGAAAAGUACAUAAACAAACAAAUUGCUUAUCAGAUAGAAAGAUUGUGGUACAUAUUUUAUGCCCCCAAAAUGCCAUUUUUAUGCAAUUGAAUCUACUGCUUAGAAAAUGUAGAUCACAGUAUGGUGCACAUUUUGCCUUUGGAUUAUAGACUAAUCACAUAGUGACAGAAGGAACCAACAAAAUGUGUUAUUUUAGCUUUCUUGGUCAUUUUAACGAUAUUGUGUAGAAAAGAAAACUUAUUUAGAUUAUUGGCUGCCCCUGUAGAAAGUGAAGCUUAAUGAACACAAAGUUUUCUAGAGUCAAAAGCUGAUGCUCUGUUAUGCUAGUACCGUUAGCAAGAGUUUAGCUUGUUAUGGGGAAAACAAAUGGUAAACAGCAUUUCUUUUACUUACAAAUAACAGUGAAGGAAAAAACAAUGACGUUAGCCUAAAUGUAGUUUUAGUUUUAGCUAAAGCUAGCCAUGGCUAUAUCACCAGCUAGCUUUGAAAUGAUGUAACGUUAGCUCUCUUUCUUCUUUAGCUGGCUAUCUUGUGACAUUUGCUCCCUUCAAAUGGUGUUGUGUUUACCGGGUUAACGUUGUGUUGACAUGAACACCGCCCCUCUCGUGGUAUUUACGCAGUCCAUCUAGAGUCAAAAGCUGAGAUGGCAGUUAAUGCUACUCUGUUAUGCUAGUACCGUUAGCAAGAGUUCAGCUUGCUCCAUCAUGACUGGACUGGAUUUCGGUCAUUAAGUAAUGUGGAAAACAAACAGUAAAUAGCUUUUCCUUCACUUACAAAUAACAACGAAGGAAAAAACAAUAAGUAACAUCAUAGCUAAGGUGAGCCCUGGCUAUAUUACCAGCUAGCUUUGAAGUGAUUUACAUUAGCUCUCUUUCUUCUUUGUUUAGUUGGUUGUCUUAUGAACAUUUUCUUCCUUUCAAAUGAAAUUGUGUGUACUUUGUUCACGUUCAAGUGUCCAUUGCGGUAUUCACAUGGUCUGUCUAGAGUCAAAAGAUGAGAUAGCAGUUAAUGCUACUCUGCUAUGCUAGUACCUUUAGCUUUGAAAUGAAAUAACGUUAGCCCUCUUUCCUCUCUGUUUAGUUGGCUAUCUUGUGACAUUUUCUCCCUGUAAAUGGGGUAGUGUUUACUGUGUUCUAAGUGAAUGCUUCCCUCUUAGGAUAGUCACAACUUUGUAAAUGGAAAUUUUCUGAAAGCUCCGAGUUCACAAGAUGUGUUUGCCCGUGGUUCAGAUAUAGUCAAUUAUGACUCUUUCUCUUAUGAAUUUUUGAUCCAUGGAGGGUUUAUAUUUGUAAAAUUUUCUUCAAGCUGAGAAAAGUGAUUAAAAAAUCUGUGAUGUCAACACACUUUAAAGUCUGUGAGCCAACAGCAGCAUCCAUGUUGCCAUUACCUAGCAGCAGUGCUCUCACGACUUUAACACCAAGCAUAUCGUGCAGGCUACACGGCUUCCCAUGUUGUAUCCGCAAGCUCACAAGUUCAGUUUGAAGGCAGCUAUUUUCAUUUUUAGCUCUGUUUGGGAGUUACUGCAAAAAGAUUUUUCACAGAAAUUAUACAUUUCUAUUUUCCUGUAGAGCAGAAAAGGUGUCGAAAAAGUCAGAUUCUGGUCUUAACACAAGACCAAAUACUUGUAGUUGCAUUUAGUCUUUAUAGAGCAGGGCUGUUUCUCCCUGCUUCUAUCUUUAUGCUAAGCUAAGCUAACCAACAGCUAGCUGUAGCUUCAUAUUUAAUGGAUUCAUAGUACAUGGCAUCAAUCUUCUGACAUAACUCUUGACAAGAAAGUAAAUAAGCAUAUUUCCCCAAGCUAUUCCUUUAAGAAACUUGAAAAAGCUGUUUAUUAUAUAUUAUAUAUGAGAUAUGAAAAUGCUUUGUAUAUUAUUCUCACUACAACUGCUUUAUCUCGACAGCUGAAGGAACUUCUCUGUGCCUCGUUUACUCUGAACUAUGCACACCACAUUUCAAGCCAUAUAAGCUGAUGCCUUAAGUACAGUGUGCUCUGUCCGUCCCGGAAGAGGCCCAGUCAGAGUAUCUUCGGCCUUUCAGACGAGUCUCAGCGGAGACCGUGGACCUCACACUGUUCUCCUGUAGCGAAGUACGGCCCUGCAGUGCCACCUGAAGAUCUGCUAAGAUGCACAGUUCAGACUACUCAUGCAUUUCAGAGCCGGGGCUGAAUUAUUGAGAGUGGAUGAGUCAAUCUAAACCGCACUCGCGCUGGAUGUCUCACCCCUGUGUGUUUUUUUUAUUUAUUUUCAUCUUGCCUAACAAGAAAUAAACGCCUGGAAUCAAAAAGGAA